ACGCACCAAUCGUUUCAUGACAGGUCGACCUUCAAGUGCUCAGUAACCUCCAUCAGGGAGCGAAGCUACUGGAUGGUUGCCGUUUGACAAUGUCUCAGGCUGAUGCUGUUUUUCCGUCACUUGCUUUUCCUGAAUCUGAAAUCCUAAACAACAUGAUUUUAGUUGGAGAUGCUCACUUUCUUACUAGGCUUCAUAACUUUGAGAUUUUAUCUUCCGAACCAGUAAACAUCACCCCAUCCACAUCUGAUUACUUACAAAACGAAUUCAAAAACUUGUCCCUUAAGUUUGAUCAUUUGUAUGCUUCUACACAUAAAAACCUUAAAGUUCUUCAGGAACUCGACUCAGAACUGCAUUCAUUAGACAGAACCUUGACUGUGGACAAACGCUUGGAAUCUCUCGCGCCACUCACAGAUAUUAAAAAAGGGACAAAUAUCCGCACUAUAAAGUAUCAAACAGACUUAAUGAUGACUUUAAAAGAAAAAGAUCUAAAUCUUCUUAGUUUGGCUACUGGACAAGAUAAAUUCAUACAUGAUGAACUGGUUAGAGAUAUAAAGACAUUACGUACACGCAUAAAAUCAAUAAAAAACAAACCUAAAAGAAAACAAACUAUGUAUUGUCAAGAAUGGUAUGCCCAAAAACUUGGAAGAAUAGUUCAAAAUCCGUCCUGUGUUAUAUUGAGGUUUAAUACUAACGAGAGUCAACUGACAAAGAGUCUAGUUGAAAAACCUUUACUCCGCGGUUUUUUGAAAUAUGGAGAUUUCGGAACUAUAGCACUGACUAAUACCAGAGUUAUUGGCUGUCACAAUAGCAUAAUCAGUUUGUGUGAAUGUCUCACACCAACCCUCACUCCAAGUACAAUCGUAGCAUGCAUCCAGCAACAUCUGCGUGUAGACUUUAUCUUGAGAGAGGACAUAAAACGACUCAGUUCAAUGUAUCCACUUGACUGGGAUCCAGCUACACGCAAUCUUCACUUGCUAGCAGGUCAAGGGGUUAUGGCGACAGCGACUAUACAUAUAGCUCCGAACGGUUCAAUCAGUCUUGUGAAAAUUAGGAAAUCAUCCAAUCCAGAUCAUCCCAAUCCACAUUUGGCAGAACCACGUAAUUUUGUUCCACCGAUUUCGUGGUCUUUAGAUGAGUGGUUGAUGGAAAUCAAUGACUUUUGUAACUCAGUCAUCCCAACAAGCUAACUGACUAUUUUCAAUCUACUUAUGCAAUUCCAUCUCAAUUUUCUCACCCGACAAUACCUAUUUUUUUAACUGUGAGAUUAUUUCUAAUGCUUUUAAUAAAUGUACAUACCUGGUGCCACAAAUUCAUAAUUGACUUUGCAUGUAAAUAUGCUUUUCUGCACAUGUUUACAGCCAAACUAUAGCCUCUUGUGUAUGGAUACGGAACAUCCAGCGAGGAAUUGAUGUUUACCGUAUACUUUAGUAUGUGUGUCGACUGAGGCGGUUAAAAGUUAACUGCUGAUUCGAAUGACGCUUCAUCCAAUUUAGAUAUCUGGUGUAAUAGUUGUAUGCAAUAACAGAUUUUACUCAA
Messenger RNA from Schistosoma guineensis, 1536 nucleotides. The record is from the annotation of a GenBank genome assembly. Lineage: Eukaryota; Metazoa; Platyhelminthes; Trematoda; Strigeidida; Schistosomatidae.